UGCAACCAAGGCACGACCUGUCUUGAAGCCUCCAUCCCUACAAGCGCUUCCCUUCCCUGCUAAAUCGGGCUUCGCCCUGCCUCUGCCCAACAGCCAGGCUGAAUGGAAUUCAGCCACAGAGCCGCAGAUCCCCGUGCACUUUGCGGGGCAGCUGUUCUCGGCUGCUGCCCUCAGCACAGCUGAGCCCUGCGAAGCCCCCGCCACUCUGCUGCGCCGUGCUGUGUGUGCGGCCACCGCUUCCCAACCCAGGGAACCACCGGCACACCCCGCUUCUCCUUCCUGGCGGAGAGCACAGCAUCCUGUGGGACGGUUGGCUUGUCUCGACAGGGAGCUCUCCUUCCAGUGCCUGCCGGGGGAUUCCUGCUGCAGCACUGCGGCUUGCUGCUGCCUGUCCUGGCAAACUGCUGGGGGCUGCCCUGGGUGUUCCCCGCCCGUGAGCUGCCAGAGUGGUCCCUGAGGAAAGGGGCAAAGAGACCAGCAAGACCCAGCAAGACCAGCUGGAGAAUUGAAAUCAGGUCUCCUGGAAUAGCCUCCUAGCAGCAAAUCCGGACCGCUGUGAGUGGGGGAUCCAGCCAAAGCUCAUUUCAUGGCCUGAGAGCUGCGGUACCCACUUACAAGCUCUGCUGCCAGCAGGGAGCCAGGAGAGGUUUCAGAGACCUGGACAGCAGGAGAGAAAACAGGCUUUGGGCAAUGCUGUAAGUGCAGUCCUCCUCAGUACCACAGCCACAGUGGGUUUUGCUCUGCCCCUGCAAGGUUUGCCGCUCCCACGUGAAUUGAGCCAAGGCCUAAAAAUGCUGCAUAGUUGGUUCCAAUCCAGCUCUUAAUCCUGCAGCCCGGGGGCUGCUAUUCGGAGAGCAACAGGUUUGCAAACAACUGCGUGCUGCCGGGAUGGGGCACACUGGGGCUGGCCUUCCCGCAUAUUUUGGUGGCACCCAUGGGUGUCAGAGGGACGUGGUGCUGCAGACAGCAGCUCCCACAUGCUGGGGGCUCUGGCUGCAGCUGGGGGAGGUAUGUGAGUGCCAGCCCCCGCGUGGCACCAGCUGGGCAGCAGCCUGCCGGCACUUGUUUUUCAGAAGGGCACUGAGCCGUAAACUUCUUUCCCAUCAGCUCACCAACAGCUGGGCUAUGGCAGUGACCAGGAAAUCUGUGACCCAGGCCCUUGUACCUAGCUCCUCUGGUGCUACAGCCUCCCCCCAGUGAAAGUCCCACAGUUCACCCUUGCCAGGCACUGGAAUUGCUGCCAUCCUCAAAGUAUCCCGAGCCAAACAUGAAAUGGCUUGGAGCACAAUCCUGGGCUGCUCUGUACUCCCAUGUGAUGGGAAACAUUUUCAUGUGGAUGACAAUGAGACCCAGGAAGGGAUGUUUAUCAGCGACCAUCCAGGAUAGAGCAUUUUGGAAGGUGUUACAAUCUGAGGGUGGUUUGGGUGGAAGAAGGGUGUGAGCCCAUCUGCAGGAGGCCCAGGGGUUCUGUUGAGGAAGGGAGGCCAGGCUGCUCCUGCAGCAGCUCCAGCCCGGGGUGGGCUUCAAGGGCUGCAGCCCCAGGGCUGGGGGAAUGUGGUGGCCUUGCAGGCUCCUGGGCUCUGUGCAUCGUGGGAAGCAGCGGCUGCCAGCUCAGCGCUGGGUAUCUGCAUCCCUGGGACAGUGCUUUUUUCUCAGUAUUUUCUACCUAAGUUGGUGGCUGCCACGCAAAGCACCAUGCUGGGGACGAUCAGACCCGCUCAGCCCAGGGUGAGGGGAAGCCCUUGUUGCCCAUCAGCUCGGUGUUACCAGCUGCAACCCAUGCCUGAGGCUGAGUGCACUGUGAGGAUGCGUGAGUGGGCACACCAAGGCCAGCCCCACUCCUUACAGGUGGGAAACUGAAAUCCCCAGACUUCACAUCAGUUGCAGCAUGCUACCCCUCCUGCAUCGGUUGCAAUGUGCUUUGAGGAUGCAGGCUGCUCCUCCAAGGCUGUGGCAACCUCAACGUUGCUGCAGCCAUACCUGUUCCUUUGGAGGCUACGUAUAGCCCUUGCUGAAGCCACUGGCUUUGCAUGAUACCAAACAAGAUGCUGUGUGUUCCCCACCACUGCAGAGGAAGCGUUGGGUUUGUUAGCUGAGGUAUUUCUGGUUGCAGUGUUUUUUAGGAAAUGGUAAUUUGAUGGUUUUGAGCAUUGGAGGUUGGGGCUGUCUCUUCCUCCCACCAAGCCUCCCACCGUUUCCUCAGGAGGGGAGGUGGCAAUCGGCCCAUGAAGGACAUCAGGUCUGUCAGGGAGCUCUGCUGGGCCCCUGGCAUCUUUAUCAGGUCUUGUCCCAUCUGCAAAACUGCCCCGUGCCUGCGGAUGCCGCUGUUACAGGGGAAUGUGCCUGCGCGCUGCUGCGAGCUGAACCGCUGAGCCCCAGCCCACAGCCGGCGCAGGGCAUGGCAUGGCUCACCCCAGUGGGAUUAGCAAACGUGCCCGUUGGGUCCAGGCAGCCAAGGGCGCCUUCCUGAUGCCCACCAGUGAUUGGCAGGGCUUGCAUGCUGAUGCUGUGACUAAUGUGUGGGCUGGCCCCUGUGCCCACAGGAUGCUGGCCAAGAACAAGGACACAUUGUGAAGAUGAACCUGGUCACCUGAGUGACCGAGGCUGGGGCCAUCCUGAGCACCCCCUCCAAUGAUGGCCACUGUCCCCUGCGUGGGAUCGUUCUGUAUCCUGUCUGGGGGAGUCUGUCUUGGGUGCCUGGGGCCACUCACAUGCCUCUCUCUGUGCCUCAGUUCCCCCAUCUAUUUCCCAAAACUUUGCCUUCUCUCCCCUGAAUAACAGGCUAUGGGUGAAGAGCUGUGUCCUUACUAGCAUCUCGGAGGCUCGAGGCACAGACCAGUGGUGUAUUUUACUAGCAAGCCUGGAAGCAAAAUAGAUGAAAGCCCCUGCAUCUACGUGUUUCUGGAGUUUGUGUGAGACAUGAGAGCAUCUUCCCUUCUUGGGAAAAAUGUCAUGUGCAAAACCCGCAUGCCCUUGCCAUCUCCAAGCUCUGCUUUCUCCUGGGAGGCAAAGCCAAAGUCAAGAGCCACCUGUGAUGAAAGUCCUGCUCCUGCUCCUUCUCUCCCCCCUCCAAGGGGUGGGUGCAAGUGUCCACCAGGAGGAUUUCCGUUUCUGCGGAGAGAGGAACCAGACUGAGAGCAGCUCCGUCAUCUACAAGCACAGUCCUGCCAACAUCUCCAUUGAGAACACGGCCCAGGCACUAAUAAUAAAAAGUCCAUUUUUUGCCAGCAGGAGAAACUUUUACUACCAGUCCAGCUUGCCGCCCACUUUGGGCAGGUACCGCUUCUGCAUCUACUGGUUCAAGCCCAACAGGACCCUCUGGCUUGCAUACGGGAAGCAGAGCUUCCUCCUGGGCCAGGACCCACCCAGCAGCAUCACCCAGGAGAGGGACACACAGAAGACUGAAAGGACCAAGACCGCUAUCUUCAAUGUGUCCUAUGUCUUCAAAGGCCAGAAGAACACCUCCCUUGACAGUGCAUCUGAAUACUUUUUCCCUGCCUCUCUGGAGAUCAUGCCCGUCUGGGAGCAGGAUGUAGAGGGCCAGCUCGCUGCCCUGGACAGACUCCUUGCACAGGCGCCGGCCUCGGGUGCCACGGCACAGCGAUCACUUCGGCACAAACUUGGGGCCUUGGAGAGGAUGCUGGCGCAGGUGGAGCUCAAAGGGCAGAACCAGACCUUCGGGAAGGCCGCUCUGCGUGCCACCGUCCUGAGAGUCAGCACUGCGCAGACUCCUCGGCACCUGGCCUUUGCUUCCCCAAGAGAGGAGAGCAGAGAGGUCCAGGGGUUCGCCGUGGAUCUGCCAAGCAGCUUGUUCGUGACAGCAAAGAAGGAGGUGGUGGAGCACAGGGUGCUUCUGGUGGACAUCAACAGCCAGGCCAUGUUCCAGGAUGAAAACAGCAGCCACAUCCUGGGUGACAAGGUGGUUGGCAUCUCCCUGGUGGACAUGGUGGUGGCCAAUCUCUCUGACCCAGUGGUCCUCACUUUCUUCCACAACCAACUGCUGAGGAAUGUGACCCUGCUGUGUGUCUUCUGGCAGGAGGACAGCACCGCCAGCUCUGGAAACUGGGAUAGCUAUGGCUGCACAACAGUGGAGGGGGAUAGACAGACGUACUGCAGAUGCAACCACCUCACCUACUUUGCUGUGCUAAUGGUAUCCUCUCCAGAGAUUACCUACAUACACAGAGACUAUCUGAGCAUCAUCACGUACAUUGGCUGCCUUAUCUCAGCUUUGGCAUCCAUUUGCACCAUCUUCUUCCUCUACUUCAGAAGCAAGCAGCGAGACCAGAUCACGAGCAUGCACAUCCACAUGAACUUGCUGGGUGCCAUCUUCCUCCUGGACUUCACCUUCCUCAUCUCAGAGCACUUGGCUGCCAGCAGCAGCGAGGCAGCCUGCAGAGCUGGGGGGCUGUUCCUGCACUUCUCCCUCCUGAGCUGCCUCACCUGGAUGGGCAUCGAGGGCUACAACCUCUACCGGCUUGUGAUCGAAGUCUUCAAUGCCUACCAUGACCACUUCCUCCUCAAGCUCUGCCUGGUGGGCUGGGGACUCCCCUUCUGUUGCGUGAUGCUGAUCUUCCUGACUAAUUGGACGAACUACGGCCCGUUCUCCAUUCCCGUGUAUGAAUCCAUUGGUGGAAAGUCCACCAAUGCAACCAUAUGCUGGAUCACGAGCCCCCUGAUCCAUAACGUGGUAAACCUAGGUUUCUUCAGCCUGGUAUUCCUCUUCAACUCCGUCAUGCUGGGGGCCAUGGUCCGGGAGAUCCUCCAGCAGAACAAGAAAGGCCACAAGCUCAAGCAUGUCCUAGCCCUCUUUGGUCUAAGCAUCCUGCUGGGCAUUCCCUGGGCACUGGUGUUCUUCUCCUUCACCUCCGGCAACUUCCGCCUUGUCUCCCUCUACAUCUUCACCAUCAUCAACUCACUCCAAGGUUUUCUCAUCUUUCUCUGGUACUGGACCAUGGUGCUGCAGGCAAAAAAGUCCUCCAACUCCCAGAGCAGCUCUGACAGCAUGAAACUGCAGCCUAACAGCAGCCAGAGCCACCCUGGCUGAGCCUCGUGCUGGCCAUGCCAUGGGGCUGCCUGGCCGGGGCUCCCCGCAUGGAGGGCAGCCAUAGCAAGCACCAGCGCCGGCCGCUUUGCUACUCACCUGCCCCAUGGGGCUGCUGGGAGCACAGGGAUCUGCAGCAGAGACCCCCAGCCCCUCGCCUCCACCAGCUCUGCGUUCCCCAUCACCAUGGCCCCUGAAGUAUCUGGGUGUCCCCAUCCCUGACUGGGUAUCCCCUACCUGCUCCCACAGGGACAGGGCUGGCUCCAGGGGCAUGACAGAGAGAUGCGCAGGGCUGUGGCAAGGGACAGAAGCAGGAGCAAGAACAGGCCCCCCAGCGCUUCCAGAUGUCCCCUGCAGUGCCCCAAGGCCUGUCCUCUCCCCAAGGAGGGACAGCAGGUGGGAAAGGCCCCGUUUUCAGGCCUUGCUGGUGGCCGCCAAGAGGGCCCUUCCCUGGUAAGACAGAAUAACCACCACUGCAACACCCUAUAGCAGCUGAAAUAAUCUAUUUUUGUUAUUUUGUUGAAUGUUUCUCUAUUUUUGUAUGGUGUAAAAUUUUAAUAUUUGUGCUCACACAUGAGACUUGUGCCCAUUAAAGUUGUUCCUGCUCUGA
Cygnus olor (mute swan) is the source of this 5651-nucleotide messenger RNA. It is a transcript of the gene ADGRG1, whose product is annotated as adhesion G protein-coupled receptor G1. Gene Ontology annotation, molecular function: heparin binding; G protein-coupled receptor activity. Gene Ontology annotation, biological process: adenylate cyclase-activating G protein-coupled receptor signaling pathway; cell surface receptor signaling pathway. Lineage: Eukaryota; Metazoa; Chordata; Aves; Anseriformes; Anatidae. Gene Ontology annotation, cellular component: membrane. The record is from RefSeq and is a predicted model, not a curated record.